Messenger RNA from Dermacentor silvarum, 2140 nucleotides. RefSeq lists its product as uncharacterized. The transcript is spliced from 2 exons. The record is from RefSeq and is a predicted model, not a curated record. The coding region runs from base 225 to 1625 and encodes 466 amino acids. Lineage: Eukaryota; Metazoa; Arthropoda; Arachnida; Ixodida; Ixodidae.
UCGUCUCAACAGCCAUUUCUGCACUUAUUCCAACUACAGCAACCUUGAGUGUUCUUAAUUUGUCGGAUAUCUUACUUCAACAAGGAAGGCAAGCAAAGUUGUUCUUCACAGCGCUCAGUGCGAACACCACAUUGCGAGAUUUAUCGCUAUCCUACAAUGCAAUUCGAGAAGAGCCUUCUUCUUUCGUUCAGUUUCUUGCCAGUAACGCUACCCUGCAACGUUUGAUGUUGAAGGGUAAUUCAAGAGUUGACGACUACACUCUGAAGUAUACUUUCGCAGGUAUGCUUAUGAAUGGGGCAAUCUGGAGUUUGGAAGUCGACAACUUCAUUUUGGAUUCGGAAAGCGUUAAGCUGGGAGCGCGGUUGCUGAGAGAAAACAAAGUAUUGAGAUACUUUAAGUUUUCAACGCGUGCCACAACACAUCGUGGCCGUUUGAUGACAGAGCAUUGCCGCCAAGGGAUUCCUGGUAACAUAGGCGCAUGGCAUGAAGCGGUUUCGCAGAACAACACGCUCCAAUAUAUGACGCUGAGUUUCGGCAUUUGGAAUGCGGAGCACUGGGGAUCAUUCUUUCGCAUUUUGCCAAAACACAGAAGCCUCAAGAUGGUGACCAUUGACGUGAAAGACAUGGAAUACGCUCACUUGGGUGGUGUCGUCAGGGAACUCGAACUAAGCGGCAGUGAAGAGAAAGUUUCAUUCAACGCUCCCUGCAGGAUAGACACAUUGGCGCUUUCUGAUUGCAAGCGCUGCUCUGAACUUGAGGCAUAUGUGCGGAUCAACAAUGAACACGAAAUCCUUCCAGUUUUCGAACAGCUUCCUGCUUUAUCCCACUUGAAUACUUUGAGCCUGAGAAUAGAGCACUGGAAUAGCGUGAUUUGUUCGCUUGUUGCUCAAUACAUAGCAACCACAUCCGUGCUCCGAAAGCUCCACAUUCAGUUACAUUUGGAAUCCUACCCGCGCGAAUCGGUCGAGUGGUUUCUAGCACUUUCUCAGUCGCUGCGGCUCAACCGAAGCAUCACUGAGCUUGGCAUUGGCGCUUGUGACAGUCCCCCCGAUGAUGUCGCAGUCGUGGGCGAAGCGGUAAGGCGAAGCGCGACGAUCCGAAAGAUCUGCAUAUUGGAAUGGUCUGCACCAGCACUUCUCAGCUUCAUGCGUGGUCUGAGCGCCGGCAUAGUCAAGAACCGCACGCUGUGUGACACCGCCUCGGACUAUGAUGAGUGGGCUUAUAACGUGGAAGGAUGGUUCGCCGUGUACGACACGGCGAGGAGGAACUCGGGUUUUGUGGCACGAUCAGCUCAGUUCCUGAACCACGGACGCUGCGACAGGCACUGCGCUGCAGGUUUGGAUCGCGUCUCCCGUCAUCCAGCGCUCCUGGCGGAGCUCGCCGAAGUGCUGUCCAUCGGCCAGGUCGAGGCAGCGGACUUGGUGCAACGACGGUUCCAAAGAAUAGAGGGUUUGCAUGACUUCAUGCGACUGGCCGGAGUCGUCAAAGGGCGCGUCACGUGUCUGCCACGUGAGGAUCGACGAACGCAACUGGACGAACUCACCGAUGACUGCUGGGCCCACGUGAGACGCUACCUGGAGCUGGAUGACGUACCACAUAGCUCUGCGUCUCCAUCGAGUCCGUAGGCACGUUUUAUUGGCACCGGAGUUACAGCGUGACAGACAUACCGCGGCGCACAAUAUCCCCGGAAAUAAUUCACUCCUAUUGCUUAGUUUAAUAAUGUUUAUGCAGUGGUUUGAAGCUUGUAAACCCAUUUUUGUGAUAGCGCUAUUUUUUCAGAAUUUAUGGCGCAUGUUACUUUCUCUUUAACAUAUAAUUAAUAUAAUGUCUGAGUGUGGCUCUUCCGCCAACUAGACGUCAGAUUGGACACAUUAUUUUCUAAUACUGUGAGCGGAGCUUUUCGUGUUCCUGUUUGUUUGUAUGAAGAAUUCGUGGCAAUAAAAGUUAACGAAGAAAAAAAAAUCUGACUACUGCUCGUAAGUAUCCCAAAAUAACCUGGACGCACCCAAAUUAGGCAGCCAGGUCAUUCCGCGCCAAACGUACUAGCCGGAAGUUCUAACAAGUUCUAAUUGAAGCACUGCCAUAUCAAUUAUAUUGCAUUAAAAAAAGGUUUUGCCUGUUUGAGUGUCAUUUUAAUUGU